Molecule: messenger RNA, 2583 nt
Organism: Gigantopelta aegis
Lineage: Eukaryota; Metazoa; Mollusca; Gastropoda; Neomphalida; Peltospiridae
Product: TAF5-like RNA polymerase II p300/CBP-associated factor-associated factor 65 kDa subunit 5L
Exons: 14
Coding region: 437-2248 (603 amino acids)
Biological process (GO): transcription initiation at RNA polymerase II promoter
Cellular component (GO): transcription factor TFIID complex
Molecular function (GO): protein binding; RNA polymerase II general transcription initiation factor activity
Source: RefSeq, a predicted model, not a curated record
UUCGGCAGUCAUUUUGAUGUAACAGAAAUUGGUCUGCACAUGUCGUAAUUUUACUGCUUUGGCAUAUAAAUACUGUAUUGAUUGAGAAAUACUAGGAUAAACUGUUCAAUUCUGCUACUUGAAAAUCUGAUUUCGACAUAUAGCCGCUUUCCGCAAGUAUCAAUGAACCCGUAUCAAUAACUCGGGGCCGAGUUGUCCAUGGGUCCGAGUUGUCUGGUCCCCAAAUAGAGUGAGACACCAUGGCAUUGUGUGGUAGGAUCUGGAUUUCUGCCACUUUUAGAAACAAAAUUUAAUAGUUGUACGACAUAGAUCUAUAGUUUGGCUUAAAUUAGAGAUUCGGUCUGUGAAUAACUUUUAUACCAAUUCAAAGUUAUCGGCCCUUACAACGGAAGUGUCAUGGCCGCGCACGCUUUGCACUUCGACAAAAUUUGUCAACAUGCGUGAUGUUUUGUCAUCUACACGUCAACAUAGUUACUUCAAGAUGAAGCGAGUAAAAGAUGAACAGAUUCAGUCAUCGGUCAAUCACUAUUUAAAGAGAAGACAGUUUAUGGACCUUGAUAUUCAUUCCAAAAAUGUGAAAAUGGUUCAAAAUAUUUCCGAGAUGACCUUGAGGUCCCAGACGAAUGCCACGAACAUAGAGAACAUGUUGUCAUACAGCAGUAUCUCGGGUGAUGCAACUGCCUGUGACCAGCAGUUCACAAGACUGAAGAAUUUCAUCAGCGACGCCGUUGAGCCGUACAGCAGACAUCUACAAAGUCUUCUGUACCCAGUGUUUGUCCACGUGUAUCUCGAGAUGCUUUGUAAUGGGCACCGCACUCCUGCUCACAAGUUCCACGACCGCCACAUCGCUCUGUUUAAAGACGACGACGACCACCGAAUGAUCAUCAAACUGCUGAAACGUCUCGACUCCAAGACGGACGUGCUCUCGUGUAAAGACGUCUCAGAUUUCAGAGAUCACCGGUUCCCGGUAUUCCUGAGUGACGGCGCUAUGGCCUACUUAAUGAGACAUCUCCAGAACAAGGAUAACCAAAUAAUGCUGCAGAUUUUUAACCAGCACUUGAAGGUUGAUGUUCGCACGGAGACCAGUGUGGAUGUUGAACUCAAGAGUCACGCGAAGCAGGGGGAGGUUCUUACUGUGGAGGAACCCCCCAAACCCAGCACACCAUCCCCCGGUUUGAGUGAGGUGAGCCUCCCUGUGCUGCAGCAGUGCAUCAAGAAGAUCAGGGAGGGUCCGCCGUGUCUGGCGUCUAUUUGUUUCUACACAUUCAUCAACGCGUAUCAGGGACUGUGCAGUGCGUCUAUCUCCCCGGACAAUGGCCUGCUGAGCGCCGCAUUCGAAGACUCGAGUAUCAUGCUGUGGAGUUUGCUUCCCGGUCACCUCCAGACGGAACCGAGCGAUGGCGACUCUCGCCGCUUACGUCUUGCCGUUGACGACAUUUUGCAGGAGGAUGCCAGUUGGCCAGAGAGCCAGCGUCAGGAGAACGAGACAGUCACAUUGAGAUCUCACAACGGGUCUGUGUACAAGACGUGUUUCACCCCGGACUCCCAGUUCAUGCUGUCCUGUUCAGAAGAUACCACAGUGCGACUGUGGAAAAUGAACACACACACAAACGUGGUCUGUUAUCGAGGGCACAGCUACCCAGUGUGGGACGUUGAUGCCAGUUUGACCGGUGGCUACUUUGCGAGCUGUUCUCAGGACAGAACAGCCAAGAUGUGGUGUACAGACAGGAUUUACCCUUUACGAUCGUUUGUCGGACACACAUACGAUGUUGAUUGUGUGAAAUUCCACCCGAAUGGUAACUACAUUGCCACAGGUUCUGGUGACAAGACGGUCCGACUCUGGUCGACGCAGGAAGGGAAGUCAGUGAGGUUAUUACAGGGUCACCGCGGGUCGGUACUGACAGUGGCGUUCUCACCCGACGGACAGCUGCUGGCUUCAGCAGGUGAAGACAGGAGAGUUCGAGUGUGGGACUUGUCAUCAGGGAACAUGAUCAAGGAGUUACGAGGUCACACGGACACGAUCUAUGCGCUCAGUUUCAGCAGUGACAGUUCCGUGCUUGCGUCUGGGGGCCUUGACUCGUGUAUCUGGCUGUGGGACGUUCGCAGAGGGGGCGCAUCAAACACGGCCUCGAGUGAUGGUUCGACUUCUCGUGAACUUCUUGGUGCCUACCCGACGAAGUCAGCCUCUGUUGUCCAUCUUCAGUUCAGUAAACAAAACAUCCUCAGAGCAACGGGUACCAUUUCCUGACGAAAGUGGGAUCGGCAAUCUUGAAACAGUCAACCUUUGGUACCAUUUUCCUGAGAAAAUUGGGAAAAACAAUCUUGAAGCAGUCAACCUUUGGUACCAUUUUCCUGAGAAAAUUGGGAAGAACAAUCUUGAAGCAGUCAAACCUUGGUACCAUUUCCUGACAAAAGUAGGAAUGACUGUCUUGAAGCAAGUAAACCUUGGUACCAUUCCUGACAAAAGUGAGAUUGGCACACUUAAAGCAGUCGAACCUUUGGUACCAUAACAUUUAUGACAAAAGUGGGAUUGAAACAGUCAAAUCUUGGUACCAUUUCCUAACAAAAGUGGGACUUGCAGUU